Olea europaea var. sylvestris is the source of this 1792-nucleotide messenger RNA. Its product is annotated as IQ domain-containing protein IQM3-like. The record is from RefSeq and is a predicted model, not a curated record. The transcript has 9 exons. Bases 207 to 1601 code for a protein of 464 amino acids. Lineage: Eukaryota; Viridiplantae; Streptophyta; Magnoliopsida; Lamiales; Oleaceae. Gene Ontology annotation, molecular function: protein binding.
UUACCGGGAAAUUGCUGCCCAUUGCACGUAACAACCCGUCCUCUGGCUCUCUAUAUAACUCACCGAGUCACCUCCGAUUUAUCUUCAUGUUGAUUGAGCUGUGUUAACUGGAGGUGGAAUCCUCUUGCAACCUUCAACAGCUCUCAUUUUCUUAUACUCCUACAAGCAAAUCGGAGAUCUGCAACGCUGAGUUUCGGAGCUUCGAGAUGCCCGGAUUCUGUGAUGACGCACCAGAACAGCAUGAAGUUGAAUCCAAGGCCACCGGCCGACGCGAAUGGGAGGGCUCUUUACGGUCUAGUGUUCCGGAAACAGGCCCAAGGAGUGCGGCCACGAAGGUCCAGAAGUUUUACCGGAGCUAUCGUACGCGUCGAAAGUUAGCCGACUCGGCUGUGGUUGCUGAAGAGCUCUGGUGGCAAGCGACAGAGUUUGUACAAUUGAAUCACAGUACUGUAUCCUAUGUCGACUUCUUGAAGCCAGAGACAGCAGCCUCGCGGUGGAGUCGUGUCAGUUUGAAUGCUUCUAGGGUGGGCAGGGGUUUGUCUAUAGAUGAUAAGGCACAAACAUUGGCCUUCAACCACUGGAUUGAAGCUGUUGAUCCAAGGCACCGUUAUGGACACAGCUUACGUUUGUAUUAUGAAGAAUGGCGUAAAAGUACUGCUGGUCAGCACUUCUUCCAGUGGCUGGAUCUUGGAGAUGGCAGAGAGGUCGAUCUUAAAGAGUGCCCAAGAUCAAAGCUUCGUCGACAACACAUCAAGUAUCUUGGACCACAAGAGAGGGAGAAUUACGAAUACAUGGUGAUUAAUGGAAAAAUAUUGCACAAAAAAUCUGGAAAACCCCUCGAAACGAACAUAGGAUCACCAGAUUUGAAAUGGAUCUUUGUGGUGAGCACAUCCAAGAAACUCUACACUGGAGAGAAAAAGAAAGGAUUGUUCCAUCAUUCUAGUUUCCUCGCGGGAGGGGCUACUUUAGCUGCUGGGAGGCUCAUGGCAGAAGAUGGAGUGCUCAAGUGGAUCUCACCUUACAGUGGACAUUACAAGCCCAAUGAUGAUUCCCUGGAGAGCGUUUUAUCAAUUCUCAAGGAAAACGGAGUCAACCUGGAUGAAGUUGAGAUCAGGAAGGCAAAUGAAGAUUCUGAGAAUCCUGACAACGGAAAAUUGGCUAAAGAUCUGUCUAUAUUGGAACGUCCAUCUGUAUCAGAUUCUGUUCAACCUUGUCUUCCAAAUGAAGAAGAAAGAAACCCGUCUAUAGAAACAAUUGAAGCCUCUCGAACUGAAGUCAAAAUUGAGUACAAGAGGGUUCUCUCCGGUGGUCUCCAGAGCCCUAGGGCGGAUGUACCAAAGGAAGUAAUACUGCAAAGAAUUAACUCCAAGAAAGCCGCAAAGUCGUAUCAAUUAGGCCAUCAACUCUCGCGCAAAUGGUCAACAGGUGCUGGUCCAAGAAUUGGUUGUGUUGCAGAUUACCCUCCAGAAUUGAGGUCACAAGCUUUGGAACUUACUAACCUCUCUCCCAUAGGAUCUCAUUCAUCGUCAAUCCCUACAAUCCAACAAGCUUGUCAGCUAUCUCCUUCUGUUGAGACAGAUACUUCCUCUAAGGUCAAUUAAGGCUUACUCUCUAGCUCUAAGGACUUGAGUAUGUAACUGAGUAGCAGUGUCCUAGGACAGUAGAUGAAAUUUUAAAUUAUUUCUUUCAUAAUCCCGUUUGCUGUCUAAGUCUAGUGUAGCAAAUGUGCUAGGAAAGUAUUACACUUUCAUUUACGGAAUACGGUGGAGUAAUAGAAUAAUUCUUCCAUAUC